CGUUGGGUGGCCGCCAGCGGCGAAGUUGCCUGCAGAAGGGGCGGCAUGGAGUGCAAGCUGGAAGCCCACCGCAUCGUCAGCAUCUCGCUGGGCAAGAUGUACAGCGCGCGGGGCCAACGCGGCGGCGUGAAAUUGCACAAAAACCUCCUCGUGUCGCUUGUCCUGCGCAGCGCCCGGCAAGUCUACUUGAGCGAACUCGGUUGCUCCCCUUCGCCUCCUCUGGCGGCUGCUGCUGCUGCUCCCCCGUCGGCAGCCGCUGCGCCGAAUCCUCUCCGAGAAGGCGGGGAGGAAGGAGGGCGCCCGCCGCUGCCCUUCUUCUCUCCUCCUCGCGCCUUUCUGCCACCAGCCCGGGCGAUGUUGCCCUGUGAUCCCCGGACUUCUCCUUGGUGCCGGAAGCUUCCGUCGUCCGGCUGGGAAGUUCAGCGGUUGCCGCGCUGCUGCGGCUCCUGCUGCGGCUCCUCUUUCGCGAGCGAAGCUGGCAAACGGCCGGCCGAGGCGGCUCCUGCUCUAGACUGCUCCAGAAAGCGGAACGCUGCUCUGCAUCCCGAGGAAACGUCUCCCGGGACCUCCUCUCCGCUGAAAAAGAGCCGCAGGGAGAAAGAGGAGGAGGAGGAUGACAUGGAGACUGGCAACGUGGCCAACCUCAUCAGCAUCUUUGGCUCCAGUUUCUCGGGACUCCUCAGCAAAAAGUCCUGCGGGGGCAACAAUCCGCGGAGAAGGCGGCAAGAGAAAGAGGAGGAGGAGGAGGCAGGAGGGGGUGAGGCAGAGCCCGGGCAAAUCUGUUGCGACGAGUCGGUGCUGCGAAACCUCAACCCUUGGAGUACGGCGAUUGUGGCUUUCUGAACUUCUUCCUUCCUUCCCCAAACUGAUCCCGGGGGUCACAAUAACGGGACAGGUUUGAUUCAGACGCUGGAAGGGAGUGGGCGUCUGGAGCUCCGUCCGAUAGGAACGGGGGACAGGUCAGGCGCCGUCCCCCUUAAGGAGAACCUGUGUGUGGUGGUGGGACUCGAUCAGAGGAAUCCCCAGCUGCCCUUAGCACUUCUUUUCUGGAUGCCCUUGGUGGCUCGUGUCUCAUUCUGCAUGAAAGUAUUUCAGCUUCUUUCCACCUGUUCAGAAAUCCCCUUUUCCAAACCCCUUUUCUCUCCACCUCCAAACUUUUGGGAAGGUUAGAGUAGACCUCUUGUUAUCCUACCAUGCCGAGCAUGUUCUGUGAGUUGCAAAAGUCUUCAUUUGGGAUCCAAGAGGGGAAAGAGAGAGAGAGUUCUCACCCUGCUAUAAGGCUGUGUGGAUGAGGGGUGCUGCUGAGGUGGCUUAACAAAUCUAUGGUUUUGCAGUUCUCUGGGACUUUCUUCUGGUCUUUGUUAUAUAAAGGCCCUUGAAGGAAAAGUGGGUCUUGAUGGAUGUUUGUUCCCCUGGUUGUGUUUUGUAUGGAAAUGUAACUGCGUGUGUGACACGUAUUAAAAUAUUUUGACAUUGUUAACAUGA
This is a messenger RNA of Thamnophis sirtalis, 1485 nucleotides long. RefSeq names its product immediate early response 5 (gene IER5). Lineage: Eukaryota; Metazoa; Chordata; Lepidosauria; Squamata; Natricidae. The record is from RefSeq and is a predicted model, not a curated record.